Messenger RNA from Dromiciops gliroides (monito del monte), 933 nucleotides. RefSeq names its product olfactory receptor 1094-like. NCBI's taxonomy places the organism in Eukaryota, Metazoa, Chordata, Mammalia, Microbiotheria, Microbiotheriidae. The record is from RefSeq and is a predicted model, not a curated record. Gene Ontology annotation, molecular function: odorant binding; G protein-coupled receptor activity; olfactory receptor activity. Gene Ontology annotation, biological process: sensory perception of smell; G protein-coupled receptor signaling pathway. Gene Ontology annotation, cellular component: membrane.
AUGUCUAAUCACACAGAAGUUACCAUGUUUGUUUUGAUGGGCUUCACAAAGAAUCUGGAGCUACAAAUUAUCCUUUUUGUUUUAUUCCUAGCAGUCUAUCUCUUUACAGUGGUGGGGAAUCUGGGAUUGGUGGUGUUGGUUGUGGUGGAUUCCCGGCUCCACACUCCCAUGUACCAUUUCUUGAGUGUCUUGUCUUUCUUGGAUGCCUGCUAUUCCUCAGUGAUCACACCUAAGAUGUUAGUCAAUUUUUUGGUAGAGAAUAAGACCAUUUCCUUCUCUGGUUGUGUAGCCCAGAUGCUUAUCUCUGUAACUUUUGGGACUACUGAGUGUUUCCUCUUGGCUGCCAUGGCAUAUGACCGCUAUGUAGCAAUCUGUAACCCAUUGCUAUACACAGCCAUCAUGACUCCACGAGUCUAUGUGCCUCUCAUCAUUGGUUCAUACAUAGGGGGUAUUUUACAUGCCAUUUUACACACUGUGGCUACAUUUAGUUUAUCCUUUUGUGCCUCCAAUUUGAUAAAACACAUCUUCUGUGAUAUCCCUCCACUCCUGGCCAUCUCCUGUUCUGACACCCAUAUCAAUGAACUGUUGCUUUUCACCUUUGUGAGCUCAAUUGAGAUCUUCACCAUCCUGAUUGUCCUGGUUUCCUAUGGCUUCAUCCUGGUUGCUAUUCUGAGGAUCCGUUCAGGGAGAAGGAAAGUCUUCUCCACCUGUGGCUCUCACCUGACAGGUGUUUCCAUCUACCAUGGCACUAUCCUCUUCAUGUAUCUUAGGCCCACAACCAGUUAUGCUUUGGGUCAUGACAUGGUGGUAUCUGUGUUUUAUACCAUUGUGAUACCUAUGUUAAACCCCAUCAUCUAUAGCUUGAGGAAUAAAGAUGUGAAAGAGGCAGUAAAAAAAGUUUUGGGGAGCAACAAGUUCACUAAUCACCUUUAA